GCCUGGUGAGCCAGCUGCCUCGUCCCCGACGCCCGUUCCUUUGGAGACCGUGUCACCAUUCCCCUGAGUACCUGGCCACCAUGAUCCUGCUCAUCAAUAGUGCCAAUUGCCAAGUAGCAGGUUUCGCUGUAGCCACUGUAGGAUGGAUCCUCUCUACCAUUUGCAUGGGCCUCGUGGAGUGGCGAGUGUGGUACAUGGAUAACACCUCCCUCUUCCCCUCGGGCCUGGCCUGCGUGGGAAUGUGGAAAGUCUGCAUUUACCACCGUGCCGGCAACUUCAACAGAGCCACAUCGUGUCACCGUUACACCUACCACAAUACUUACCUCCCUGUUGACAUUCGUGUUGCUCAAAACCUCCUGCUGGUUGCCAGCGUUCUAGGGCUCUUGGGGAAAGUCUCCACCACCUUUGCACUUAGGAAUGUGUACGUGGGAAUUCUUUGGAAGAAUGUUACCUGCACUGCAUUUGUUGCUUCAGGAAUUCUGAACAUAGCUGCUGGUGUCUGUAUCUCCAUAGCUGUGAUCUGGAAUUACUACUCGGUGAUGAAUGAGGAGGGUAUCGCCUUCCCGCCACCUUUCUGUAUGCCCUUCAAGCCAGAUACUCAGGAAAUUGGCAGUGCUGUUACAGUGGCAUGUCUGGCUGCCUUCAUGAUGUUGUUAAAUGGGUCGUUUUUCCUCUCUUAUAAAUUACCCCUGGAGAGCCAACCGCAUCCUGAAGUUUCAGAAAUAUAAAAUUCCUGGUUGCACUGGCUUUGCACAGCCAAGAUUACCAGGAGUUUGUGGGAAGUAUUCCAGGAUGCUCUAUCAAAUAUUUCCAAGGACUCACGACCAUGGCAAAGGUUUUGGACAGAAAGAGCCAACUGUUUCCUUCUGCAUCUGAGUUUGGUUCAUUGAUUGGUUGG
This is a messenger RNA of Ceratotherium simum simum (southern white rhinoceros), 898 nucleotides long. NCBI's taxonomy places the organism in Eukaryota, Metazoa, Chordata, Mammalia, Perissodactyla, Rhinocerotidae. The record is from RefSeq and is a predicted model, not a curated record.